Colletotrichum graminicola M1.001 is the source of this 609-nucleotide messenger RNA. RefSeq lists its product as uncharacterized. The record is from RefSeq and is a predicted model, not a curated record. Bases 1 to 609 code for a protein of 202 amino acids. The transcript has 4 exons. NCBI's taxonomy places the organism in Eukaryota, Fungi, Ascomycota, Sordariomycetes, Glomerellales, Glomerellaceae.
AUGAAUGCCCCAGCAUCCUUCCUCGGACGUGACGAGAUAAUACUUCUUGCAGCCGCGGAGAAAGGCAAGGGCUGUUACGUGUACAAAUCCGACGGCUACAGAGAGGACGGUCACUUUACCUGGCCCAAUGGCGAGAGCAUGGUUGCCAUCAACAGGCAAGGAUGCUCCGAAGACAGCAACAAGGUCACGCCGGUCCACUGUCCCCGGGGUUUGACGAGCUCGUGCACCUGGCGAGGCACGCCCGAGGACGGCGGCAUCUGGGGCGACUGCGAUGGGCAGUGCCACACUGGUGAGACGGCCGUCGUGUGGUCCAAAUGGAGAGGCUCUCCCUUGGCUGACAUAAAUCGGCCGCGCAAGGACUGCCGCGUGCAAAAGUACUACUGUCCUCAGGACACGGGACUGUACAAGUGCGCGUGGCGUAGCACUUCGCCUGACUGUGUCGACAGCAACUACAAGUCCCUAUACGAGUUGCAGAUUAACAGCCACACUAGUGGUGACUCGUAUAACGCAUGCAGCUGGGGCCGGGAGAAGAUUGACUCGUGCAUGCUCGACUACAACUUUUGCUCGCAGACCAACCGCCAUGCGCCAUGGCUGGGGCAAUCACAUUAA